UUUACCUGUUUAGCUUCGUGUUUCUGGAUCGAAAUUCAGAAUUAAUUGUGAGUUGUAUGAAAAUCCUGUGUACACGAUGAAGCGCCACAAUGCCAAGAUCACGGAGAAGGAGAAGUCACCAAGUCCGUCGACGUACUCGCCACCCUUGGGCCUAUUCAACACGUCCUCCCCGGAAACAUCGGCAACCUGCAGCGGUCCCGUUUUAUACGUGGAUGUGGUGAAGAAUAUGCCCAAACUGGAGAUACCACAUCCUCCGCCGCCGCCGCCACCGUCACCGCCGGAAUUUAGCAUUUUUCGUGAGGACUUUCCGGCGCUGCCAGGCACCAGAUUGCCCUCGAACUCGUCUUCGGCGGUUCCGGACGAUUGGACGGCCAUGUUGACCGAUGAUGAAGAUGAAAACGUGGAUGAGGAGGAUGAAGAUGAUGAGGAUGACGACGAUGAUGACGGUGAGGACGACGAUGAGGAGGACGAGAGCGAGGGCUGCGAAGAUGACGGCGAUAGCUUUGAGGAGGGGAUCGCGAGCGAUGUCAGCCCAAUGAAUGCUACCAUGGAAAUGAACUUGGUGGAGGAGUCUAAAACCUCGGAAGUUUCGUCUAAUGCCGUAACUAAGGCACAGCCCCCCAUUGUCACCAAUCAGGACAUGGAGCUAAUCCAUAGGUACCUCGAAACUGCAGCUCGUUUUGAUGUUAGCCUAAUUUUUAGCCACCAGUUCUUGCAAGAAGGGGUCCGGCAGAGGGCAAUUCAUAGGGUCAUGGCCAAAAGCGGCCUCAGUCCAUUCCCAAAUAACUUCAUUAAACCACCACCGGGAUUCGAGGGCGCCAAGCUGUAUGCCCGCAUGAAGACCAAUCGCAUGGGCAUGCCCUUGGGUGGCGUUGACUUUGAGCUCGUUCCACCCGUGUUCGAGAAGCUUUGGAGGUCUAGGAUGGAACCAUCGCGAAAUGCAGUUGAGGGAGCUUUCGGCAUGCUGGGCCUGGCCAAGAAUCUGGCAUCUAUGACACGAGAUCCGCUUCUGAUUCCAAAGAUUCUGGAAAAUGAGGCCAAUCUCAAUCUGGGCUGCUGUGCUGGAGGGUCCGGUAGCCUUCACGCCUCCUUCUCAGGUCCCUUCCUUCCAGGGCGUUGUGCUCCCCACGAACUGAACUUCGAAACGCCGAUGAACUAUCGUUUGGCGGGCAGGUUGGGCCUACAACAGCCAAAGACAGAGGAGAUGGAGGUGGAGUUACUCUUCUUCUUCUUCUACACCUAUCCGGGCGAUAUGAUGCAACUGCUUUCGGCAGCAGAACUGGCGCAGAGAGGCUGGCGUUACCACAAAUUCGAGCGUUUUUGGAUCAAGCGGCAGCCCGAUAAUCCGAACUACACCUACCAAGGGUUCCAGGAGUCCGGGGAAUACAACUACUUCAACAUGUUUCAGUGGAAGAUCCUUCCGCGCUACUUCAAGCUUGAUCCCGAGCAGCUAGAGCGGACCAUCGCCAAGGAGGAACUGUACGAGAUAUACGGCUAUCAUCCCCAAAUGGGCGGCUACUAGAAUCUUCCCAGUCGAUCUCCUGUCGGAACCGUGAUCUUCCUAUUCGUCUCGUCGAUGUCGAAUUUUUUAUACAACAAACAAUUUUUAAAUCAAAAGAAAAAUUGAACAAUCUUAGAUCUCGCGUUCUUCUACUUUGUAUAAAAUAAUUUGAUAGAAUUUUCUAGACGAGAUGAUAAGUCAUUUUACAAGCAUUUAAAAACCAACCAAAAAUACGCACCAAAUUAUUGUAUUCUUUAUAAACAUAAAGUAAAAUAAUUAUUCUAUUUUUUAAA
Drosophila bipectinata is the source of this 1794-nucleotide messenger RNA. RefSeq lists its product as uncharacterized. The record is from RefSeq and is a predicted model, not a curated record. Gene Ontology annotation, biological process: regulation of DNA-templated transcription; nuclear-transcribed mRNA poly(A) tail shortening; regulation of stem cell population maintenance. Gene Ontology annotation, cellular component: CCR4-NOT core complex; P-body. Lineage: Eukaryota; Metazoa; Arthropoda; Insecta; Diptera; Drosophilidae.